This is a messenger RNA of Amphimedon queenslandica, 3299 nucleotides long. Its product is annotated as delphilin-like. Gene Ontology annotation, molecular function: protein binding. The transcript is spliced from 25 exons. NCBI's taxonomy places the organism in Eukaryota, Metazoa, Porifera, Demospongiae, Haplosclerida, Niphatidae. The record is from RefSeq and is a predicted model, not a curated record. The coding region runs from base 20 to 3268 and encodes 1082 amino acids.
UUGUGUGUGAACAAUUCAAAUGGCUACUAAUGAAGGAUGGCCUGAGGCUUUUGGUUUCUCUAUGAGCUAUGGAGCUCCGUGCAUCAUUGACUGGGUAGAAGAUGGUGGAAGUGCGGAAGAAUCCGGGCUACAGGUAGGGGAUCUGCUAGUUGAACUUGAUGGAGAAGACGUGAGCGAAUGGAGUGUAGAGGAUGUCAUUGCUAGAGCACACAAAGCAGAAAAGGUCCCACCAAGCUUGAUGGUAAAGUCACACGUGCGACUGUACGAGUUGCCACGGCGACAGGAGGCCAGCGAAGAAGAAGAAGACAAGGAAGAUGAUUUUGGUCUGACUCUGAGAGGAGACUGUCCGGUCUACAUACGGUCGGUGGAUUUUGAUAGUCCGGCACACGAACUGGGGCUGAGAUCUGGAGACCUCUUGCUUGAAGUUAAUGGUAUUAAUGUUCGAUACACAUCAAAGAAAGAAGUUUCCGAAUUGAUAAGAUUAACAGGGUCAGUAUUGUCACUGGUUGUAGUGUCAGAAGGAAGUGCUAGCAUCAAGAGCAGACGAAAGUCAAAGAAAGGAAGAGCUAAAGCUUUCUAUGAGAAGCUUAAUUAUUAUUUUCAAGAUGAUGAGACGAAAAAGAGACAGCUACUGGCCCUCCUCAACCAUUAUUAUGCCAACAGGGACAUUGAAAGCUUUGGGCGGGGCUUGUACAUGCUAUUAGAAACAGACAUUGACAGAAGAAUACUAUCUGAUGUUAGGACUUUGCUUCAACCAAGGGAUUUGACAAGAUUUGAUUCACUUCUUUCUUAUGAACCAUUCAAAAAGCAAACACCACAUUCACAAACAAUUACGACAAUUAAUGAAGAGGAUUGUCACUCAGUUAUAGUCCAUAGAGGUGAUGGUGGGUUUGGUUUCUCACUGAGUGGGAAUGCUCCAGUAUACAUUAGAUCGGUAGAUACUGCUUCAGCUGCUGCUAGAGCUGGAGUGGAACCUGGGGAUUUCAUCAUUGGAAUCAACAAUGAAGAUGUUAGGUCAGCCACACACUCAAGAGUAGUGCAUCUACUGAAAGGAAGUGGAUCUCAUCCAUCACUUCUCCUUUGUUCAUCUCCUCCUACACCUGCAGGAGUCUUUACACAGCAGGCAAAAGACAACUAUUACAGUGAAGUAAAGGCACAGAAUGUAGCACUGAGAGAAAAGAUGGGACGAGUUGGGCUGAUAAAGGAGGAGAGACAGUCAGUGAGACACAGUUUGACAGAAUUUUCAAAAUCAAGAGAUCUUCCAGGGCUAGUGGAUGCAUUGCACGAUGUAUUAAAUGAGCCAAAGAAGCACAUUCUCUUUCAUCACAUUUGCCAACUACUACCCGAGGAGAGUCAAUCAGAGUUCGACCAGCUUGCAUCAAAGGCAGUUGCACAUGAUACCAUAUAUGGUGGCAUUACUAGCAGACAGCAGGAGGGCCUAUCAGAUACGAGAAUUGGAUCAUCUUCACCUUUCUUCAAUGAAAGACACUUCUCUGGUCGUCCUCUGCCAUCGAUUCCACCUAAUGAGAAACCUUUCUCUCCGUACACUCUUCCUGUCAAAUCCUCUUCAUUAUCUCCUCCCUCUCAUUCCCCCCUCCCCCCGUCCUCCCUCACUCACUCAACACGUACUCCUUCAAAUAUUCAUCCUCUUCCUUCUCUCCUUCCUCCUCCAUCUCACUCUUUACUCUCUCCUCUUACUCUUCCUCCUCCUCUCCCUCCUCCUUCUUCCCUCUCUCACCCUCUACCUCCUCCGUCCACGUCUCUUGCUGAUGCACUAAAAAAGAAAACACUCUCAAAAACCAAAUCCCAAUCAUCAUCAGAAACAGCCAAUAAAUCAACAAAGGUUCCAUCACUAGCAGUACCAACAGGAGCUUCUCCUCCCCCUCCUCCUCCUCCUCCUCCUCCUCCUCCCCCUCCUGCUUUAGGAGCUCAAGGCCAGACACCAUCAAAGUUCAAGCAUGUCAACUGGGACAAGUUGCAUGGACCAACCGUUGAAGGAACAAUAUGGAGAGAACUGAGUGGUUUAGAGGAGGUAUUGAAAUACUCUGAGCUUGAUGAUCAGUUUUCAAGCCAAACACCAAAGAGAGCUGCUAAUAGCACCAAAUCUAUUGAUCAACUUAAAGUUUUGGAUCCAAGGAAAGCAUACAACAUAUCUAUACUGCUGGGUCAUUUAAGAGUCUCUUAUGAUGAUGUAAGGAGAGCAGUGUUUUCAUGCAACACUCACUUACUCUCAAUAGAGAGGCUACAGCAGAUGGAGAAAUAUGCUCCAGACAAAAAAGAAUGCUCAGAAUAUAAGGAGUAUUAUGAGGAUAUGUCAAAGCUUGGUCCUGCUGACCAGUUUUCCUGCAUUAUGAGUCAGAUACCUCAGUAUCGGGAGAGGCUUCAAGCUAUGAUUUUUAAACUUCAUUUCUUUGAGAAGUUGGAUGAAGUGAAACCAGACCUCAAUUCAAUCAUACUUGCAUCACAAGAGUUAUGUGAAAAUCGAAAACUAAAAAAGAUAUUUGAACUAGUGCUGAGUAUUGGGAAUUACAUGAAUGUGGGGUACAAAGCUGAAGGGUUUAGAAUCCACUUCAUAUCAAAACUUAAGGAUCACAAGACAAAUGAUGGAAAGUCAACUUUACUUCAUUUCCUUGUCAAGACUAUUAUCAACAAAUAUCCACUAGUCCAGGACUUCCCAACCGAUUUGAAAACAGUCAAAGUGGCAGCUAGAGUUUCUGGUGAAACAUUGGAGCAAGAAGUAGCUGAACUUCAAGAUGGCUUAACGGAACUCCAAAAGACAGUUCAAACUAUUGCUAGGUCUUCUGACCCCUCUGAUCAAUUCACUGCAGUCAUGACGCCCUUCAUUAAGAAUGCAGAAAAGGAAAUGAGCUCACUCAUUAAGCUGUAUACUCAAAUGAAAUCAGAAUUCAGUAAAGCCACUCAGUUUUUUGGGGAAGACUCGUCAAAGCUUCAAAUUGACGAAUUCUUUAUCAUAUUUGCUACAUUCAUGACUGAUUUUGAUAGAGUGCUGUCGAACAUUAAAAGGGCAGAGCAUGAAGAGUCGGAAAAAAUGAGAAGACAACAAUUGAAAUUGCCUAAAGGUCAAAGGUCAUCGCCAAGAACCUUCAGACAGGAGGAGGAGGAUCCAUUUAGAGCCGAACUGGCAAGGAAGUUUGCGUCAAGAGAUUCAUCAGAAGUCCUGCUAGCAGCAGCAACAGGACUAACAAUUGAAGAUGAUGAGGAUGAAGAUGAAGAUCAAGAAUUAGUUGAUAGAGAGACCUUUUUCUGAUAAUAUAGCAUUGAUAUUAUAAUUAAUAACA